CAGACAGAGAGAGAGGGGGGAGGCAGAGAUAGGGAAGGGGAGGAGAGGGAGAGAAACAGACAGAGUGGUGGAGAGGAAAGGAUGAAGCAGUUGCAUGUGAAGUGGGUUUAGCAGUGUUCCAGUCAGCGUUCUUACCUCAUUCUCCUGAGGGUUGUUUGUGCACAGCUCUUUCCAGCUGGGACCUAGCUGGCUGCUGUGAUUGACUGGUGACUGAUCCACAUUCAGAUCCCAGGGAGACAGACAGACGACAGGGCAGUGUCAGUGUGUAUGUGCUGGGCCGAGAGUCAGCAUGAUGCAUCAGUGGGGUCUACUCAUCAUCACUGUGUUGUACUGCCAGCUGUACCUGGCUGCUGCUCAACACUGGAGGAAAGCCCUUUACCCAUCAGCUUUUAGAGUGAAGCGUGGCACACACUCAUUGGUCAACCCCACCUUCCAGAACUCUGUGGAAGAUGUUAAUCUGCUUUUUGAGAUCCUGCUGGCAGGCCUGCAGAUCGAGGGUGAGGACAAGCCCUUCGUGAUCCCAGACAAGGAGCUGGCGUCUCUGAGGAGGGUCCAAAAGCUGGAGGUUAUCUGUGAGGACAUCCUGCCCAAGAGACUAUCUGAGAUCAGACGUCUGACCUCCCACCUGUCCCAGCGCAGAGGUGCCCUGAGCAGGGAGGACUUUGAGCGCACAGUGCUCACUAUCGUGUACACUGCCCAGACACUGGCUCAUACCACCUCCCAACACCAGAAGGCGCUGUGGGGAGACGCCCUGCUGCAGCUGUUCAGGGCCAUACAAGAAGAUCUGACGCCCCCACCCAGGACACCUCAGCACUAGUGUUAUGGACAUGUGGACACAUUCUUUCAGAUACUGUAAUAUACUGAUUAUUUUAUACUGUAACACAAGUCACUUUUUGGCAGAGAAUUUGAAGGAUGUUUUCUAUUGAGUUGUUUUGUAUUAUCAAAUGACUGUUCUGAUAAUGUAAUAUGUUUGGUUAUGAUGAUAUGAUCUAAUCAUAUUGAAAGGAGGAUGUGGGAAUAGGAGGGAUGUGAUCUAUGUGCUGUUCAUGUUCUAUCUAUUGGAUUCCGCCUUGUUCUAGGACUUCAGAUGUAAUCAAACAUUUGAAAUAUUUUAUCAGUCACUCUGUCAUGAUUCAUAACCGGUCUUUAUCAAAUCUUCUGUCAUAAUCUUCUCAGCUGUUUAUCACAAUCACAUAAUCUUUCCCCAGCACAGUCCUAUGGCAAAAAGGAGCUUCAUGAAAAAGUUAUCCUAUGAGGUGCAGAAAUAUUGUAUUGACCUGUAACAUUGCUUUGGAUGAAGACAGGGGUAUCAAUUUGCUCAGCUUAUUUCUCUGUAAUUGAUAUUAUAAUAAAAUAAUUCUCAAUAUAUAUAUUUUAUAACUGUACCAUAGUUAUGGCCAUGUUAUGAACCAACCUAUCCCGAUGCAGUAAAAACAUAUAUUUAUGCAAAAUC
Messenger RNA from Salmo salar (Atlantic salmon), 1453 nucleotides. Its product is annotated as protein FAM180A. Lineage: Eukaryota; Metazoa; Chordata; Actinopteri; Salmoniformes; Salmonidae. The record is from RefSeq and is a predicted model, not a curated record.